Messenger RNA from Protopolystoma xenopodis, 570 nucleotides. The record is from the annotation of a GenBank genome assembly. Lineage: Eukaryota; Metazoa; Platyhelminthes; Monogenea; Polystomatidea; Polystomatidae.
AUGGGUGAACUGGUCCGGACAGGAGGUUGGUCCACGGGCGACUGGACACUCGCGGAGGCAGAAGACACGGGAACCCGGUCAGCGUGGGCCGGAUGGAAGGCUGUCAUGAAAAAAUCUUCCUCACCGACCACCUCUCCCUCUUGGGAGGGUGAACCAGGCCGACUUCAUUGGGAUUGGCUGAUGAAGCUGUCUACGAGGCGGUGGCAUCACGCCUGUCUCCAGACAACGCACUCAGUACUGGGCUAUAAGGCAGGCCGGCCAAAAUGUUGCCCAAUCCCGACACCCGCUCUGCCCCGUUCUCGAGGCCCUGGCACUUCUGCCUUCACAGACAGUCGAACUGAGUAUAUAAGGCCAAGGCGAGUGUGGCAACUGGAACCCUCGAGACGGGCGAAACCGAAAGGCAAUUCGGCCAGACACCGACGUUGCUGUAGCUCAGGAUAUAUACAUUUAACCACUUUAUUUGCUUCCGCUUCUCACUACCCAUGCUCGAGGUUACAACCCGGCUCAACGGCGACUCUACAACCGGGCAGAUACUGGGGCGGUGUGGCAGCCGGCCAAACAUCGUUUUGA